Molecule: messenger RNA, 726 nt
Organism: Nicotiana tabacum (common tobacco)
Lineage: Eukaryota; Viridiplantae; Streptophyta; Magnoliopsida; Solanales; Solanaceae
Source: RefSeq, a predicted model, not a curated record
AUGUCUUCAUUCAACCAGCUUACCUCAAUUUUGAACCAAAACAAGUUAGAAGGACCGAAUUAUGUUGAGUGGAGAAGGAACCUUGAUAUUGUCCUAAUUGCUGAAGGUUACAAAUUUAUAAUCACCGAGGAAUGCCCAGAAAAACCUGAAAAUGCUACUGAUGAUCAGGUUAAGGCCUAUGACAAAUGGGUCAAGGCUGAUAAGAUGGCGCGAUGUUACAUUCUUGCCUCUACGGCGAAUGUUUUGCAACAUCAACAUCUGUCUAUGGGGUCUGCUUAUGACAUGCUCGAAAGUCUCAAAGAGAUGUUCGGUGAGCAAAAUCGUGUGGCUAAGCAGACAACCAUGAAAUCCCUUUUGAACACCAAGAUGGCUGAAGGAUCAUCCGUCAGGGACCAUGUUCUGAAGAUGAUGAGUCUUCUGAAUGAACGGGAGGUCCUUGGAGCUGUGAUUGAUAAGAAAUAUCAAGUUGAGAUGGUAUUGCAGACUCUGCCUUACAGUUUUCAACAAUUUCGCUUGAACUAUAAUAUGAACAAAAUGGAUUUGUCACUGGCGAAAUUGUUGAAUGAUCUACAAGCGACAGAAUCUAUUGUCAAACAGCAAGCUCCAAUUGUGGCACUCAAUGUUGAGAAAGCUUCAGUUUCUAAGUCGAAAGGAAGUAAGAAAAAGAACAAGGCUCAAAAGGUUUUGGCACCUGGAGGUGCGACUGGUGUGAAAAAUCCCAAAUGA